CAAAUAUAUAAUAGUGCUGAAGACUCUUACUCCUUCUUUUCAUUAGCAGUCUUCCUGCACAAUCCAAGAAGAACAUGGCUCCUUCAACUACAUGUAUAUAUCUCUUAAUUCUCCUACUGGUUGGAGCAUUGGUCCCUUUCAGUCAGUCAGCUUCAUUAGGUAGUGGUGAGACAGUCAGCCCUAGCAGUGUAGAAGAGAUUGAGCAAAGCAGUACUGCUGGUAUUACAGCAAGUCCUUCACCAUCACCAGUGCUGAUGGAAAGGAAAGCUUCAUUAUCAGGAACACUGGAAAUGCAGAGAGAUCUGCAGCUCCUAACUCUUCCAGAAUCAAAAUACGUCCAUGCAGUUCAGUUAUCAGAAGGAAGCUAUUCUCUAGCAAGUAAUGGAGACCCUAACCAAGACACUGUCUUCACUAUAGAGAGAUAUGCCAAUGGAGGGACUGGACCUUCACACUACUAUAAGAUGAGGAGAAGGGAAACACUUGAAUAUGCGUAUGUCAGUGACAAUGGUCGCAUACUUAUAGGGGAGGAAACAGCCUCUAAAGUACCAGCUGUUUUCGAACGUGUCGAACACAAUGUUGAAUCCUUCACCUUCAUCAACUUGAUACAGCUGAACAGUGAUGGGUCGAGGACCAGCUGCUAUAUUGGAUUUAAUUCCGACUUUCAGGCAGUGUGUAGUAGCGAACAAGAAAAGCAAUAUUUGUUAGAAAAUGUUCCACACAAUAAUAUUGGGUGAAAGAUGAUGCAGUUUAUAAUAAAAAAGACUCUAGUUUGAAAAAGGCAAUUAUUAUUAUUAUUAUUAUUAUUAU
Messenger RNA from Amphimedon queenslandica, 807 nucleotides. RefSeq lists its product as uncharacterized. The transcript has 3 exons. Bases 75 to 734 code for a protein of 219 amino acids. The record is from RefSeq and is a predicted model, not a curated record. NCBI's taxonomy places the organism in Eukaryota, Metazoa, Porifera, Demospongiae, Haplosclerida, Niphatidae.